This is a messenger RNA of Thermothelomyces thermophilus ATCC 42464, 2521 nucleotides long. RefSeq lists its product as uncharacterized. Lineage: Eukaryota; Fungi; Ascomycota; Sordariomycetes; Sordariales; Chaetomiaceae. The transcript is spliced from 5 exons. Gene Ontology annotation, cellular component: mitochondrion; cytoplasm. Bases 49 to 2262 code for a protein of 737 amino acids. Gene Ontology annotation, molecular function: ATP binding; aspartate-tRNA ligase activity. Gene Ontology annotation, biological process: aspartyl-tRNA aminoacylation. The record is from RefSeq and is a predicted model, not a curated record.
GAUUGGAGACUUGAGGCACUCUCGGGACUGAGUUGGCCUCAACAACGAAUGGCCCUGCCUCAAGCUUCGCUUCGGCGUUUGGGUGCCGUCGGCCAACGGCAACUCGGAGGUCUGCGAGUUCCUCUCCGCCCGCAAUUGCUUCACCUCGGGAGAUUUCAGGUCUGCACUCGUCUUACACACAGUGCUGCUCAGUCCAAGGCUGCUGAGGGUGUAACACCCGACCAAAAGGCGGUCGGACAGCAGUUGCGAGAAGAAUGGUCUAGAUAUAAUUCGUUCCCGAAGCCGUCCGGCGCGCGGGACUUUAAGGAGGGUCAGACCGUCACGGUCCACGGCUUCCUCGCAAGAAAACGGAUAAAGUCGUCCAAGCUCGCAUUCGCAGAUAUUCAGAUUGACAAUGGGCCUGCCGUCCAAAUCACCUCGAGUUUCCAAGAGCCCGACAGCCCGGGCCAUGCGGCAAACCAGGCCCUCCGGAGCAUCGCCCUCUACAGCCCAGUCUCGGUCACGGGCACCGUUGCCCGACUACACUUCGACACACAAACUGGGCAAGCACAGUCCCCUUGUGUAGAUCACGAGAAUGCGUCUUCGAGACCCGGCAGUUUUCCGGAGCACGUCUUCCGUAUCGACCUUGACCUACAAUCCAUCCAGCCCCUGAACGUCUUCCCCAAGGACAUCAUCGUCUCCAAGGGUGUCCAGUUUCCUCCCUCGGCUCGCCAUCUCCAAGUCCGGUUCUCGGACCCCCUGCGCACCCGUCUGCUCGUUCGGCCGCAAAUAGCGUUCCGGCUGAGGCAGUCUCUGAACGACCUUGCCUUCACCGAGGUCGAAACUCCCGUUCUGUUCAAGUCCACGCCUGAGGGGGCGAGGGAAUUCCUGGUUCCGACAAGGCGCCCUGGUCUAGCAUACGCUCUGCCACAGAGCCCCCAACAAUACAAGCAGAUGCUCAUGGCCAGCGGCAUCAGAGGUUACUACCAAUUUGCUCGCUGUUUUCGAGACGAAGAUCUGCGGGCAGACAGGCAACCCGAGUUCACACAGCUGGACCUAGAAAUGUCGUUCGCCACGGGCGAAGAUGUCAUGCGAACGGUCGAGUCGAUCAUUUCUGACCUGGCCGUCUUCCUGGACUCGGACUUCUGUGUCGUGGAUGAAGGCGAGGAGACAUACCUCGCGCCGAGAAAGAGUUUGAAGGCAAAGAACCGAGAGGAUUCCGCUCCGGGCUCGCGGUACAUGAUGCCGCCGUUCCCCCGUAUGUCUUACGAAGAGGUCAUGACGAGGUUCGGCAUAGACAAGCCCGACUUGAGAAUUCCAUUUGAGCUUCACCGGGUUGAUCACAUCCUGCCCCGGUCGUUUGUUUCCAUGAUCACCCAUCUCGAAAACCCGAUUGUGGAGGGCUUCAGAUUCCGCCCCAGCUCCGGAGAAGGAAGCGAGGUUUCCAUGUCUGGUUUCGUGGACGAAUUGAUGAGGACCCUACCCCCGGCCCUUGCCCAGAAUCCGGACGGGGCACCGGUCGCACUCGUCGUCGACUCUUCGAAGCCGCUCCGGGGCCUCUCACCUCUCGGGUUUGAAGGCGCCGGUGCUCUGGAGAGCGGCGAGGCUCCCGGCUUUGGCGAUCUGGAGGACGGCGACGUGGUUGUCUUCCAGGCUCGCCAAGACAAGUCAUUCCAGGGUGGUUCCACCGCUCUGGGCACGUUCAGGAAUCUGGUAUACCAGGCGGCCGUGUCCAAGGGCCUGCUUCCCAAGGACCGAAGUUUCAAGUUCCUAUGGGUCACCAACUUCCCCAUGUUCACGCCCGACAACGAGACAGACCCCGGUCAGGGCGGACAGGCCGGUUUCUCGGCGACCCAUCACCCGUUCACUGCGCCGCUGACGGACGAGGACGUCGAGCUGCUCGCGACCGACCCCCUGAAGGCGAGGGCUGACCACUACGACCUUGUCGUCAACGGGGUCGAGCUGGGUGGGGGGAGUCGACGUAUCCACGUGGCCAGGAUGCAGGAGUACGUCAUGAGGGAGAUUCUCAAGAUGACCGACGCGGGCGUCGCUCAGUUCUCCCACCUCCUCGAGGCUCUGCGUGCUGGUUGUCCGCCCCACGCGGGAUUCGCCCUCGGGUUCGACCGUCUUGUCGCGGUUCUUACCUACACCGACUCGGUCCGCGACGUCAUCGCGUUCCCCAAGUCGAUGAAGGGCGAGGAUUUGACCGUCAAGAGUCCCGGUCGUGUCACCAAGGAGCAGCUCGAAACCUACCAUUUGACCACCUUCCCCGGAAAGAACUGAGGGUAGGCUCCUCCAAGGGCGACCUCGCCGUGUAUUAUUCACACAUGUAUAAAACAAAAGAAGCGGGUGUGUAUGCACCGUAUGAUACUCUGUUGUACGAAGUUGCGGGUGGGAUAGACGGGAGCAUCUUGGCCAGCAAAAUACCAUGUACUACUACUAUUAUUACGGCUCCAUAUUGUACUCUCUCGCAUCCUUUUUAUUUAUUAACCUGCCGCUGCUCCAAGAAAAUAUUCACCCUCUCCCCAUGGUUCUCCGCCAC